Molecule: messenger RNA, 3096 nt
Organism: Hemisphaericaspora subhashii
Lineage: Eukaryota; Fungi; Ascomycota; Pichiomycetes; Serinales; Debaryomycetaceae
Gene: MET18
Product: Met18p
Exons: 1
Coding region: 1-3096 (1031 amino acids)
Biological process (GO): iron-sulfur cluster assembly
Cellular component (GO): cytosolic [4Fe-4S] assembly targeting complex
Source: RefSeq, a predicted model, not a curated record
AUGUCCGAGCAUAACAUUCCUACUCUUAUCAAUCAAUAUAUUGCAUCUGUUGGUAGUGAUAGUGAUACCACUUCAUUAUACGUUGACGAAUUGGUUCAGUUAAUUGAAUCAGAUCAAUUGACAUUAUUACAAUUCAUUUCUAAUUUGGGACCAACUUUAACUUCUGAUUUAGAUUUAAUUAGAUCUAAAGGAAUCCAAUGUUUGAAUUCUACAUUAAGUAAGGUUAAUCGAGGGAAAUUAUCAAAGCAGGAUAUUAAUGUUUUGAUUGAAUUCUUGUUGAAUAAAUUUGAUGACAAAUUAAGUUUGCAAUAUACUUUAAAUACUAUAAGUAUAUUGAUUAGUAUGAACAAUUUUAUUGCCAGUGUGAAUUUAUUAAAAAUCUUGAAUCAUUUAUUAGACAAGUAUGACCCAAAGAAGAAUUUAGCUAAAGUGAGAUAUGAAUCUUUUCAAAUUUUGAACAAUUUAUUAUCUAAUCCAACAUUCUUAUUAUCAAGACAGUCAGUUUGCGAGAAAUUCACUCAAACUUUCAUUCAUUUAGCAAGUGGUGAAAAGGAUCCAAGAAACUUAUUAAUAUCUUUCCAAUUGAAUCAAUCCAUAAAUACUCAGUUUCAAUUCGAGACUUCCAAUGAAUUACACAAACAAUUCAUCGAUGAUUUGUUCGAUGUUUGCUUCUGCUAUUUUCCAAUCUCAUUCAAGCCACCUCCUAAUGAUCCUUAUAAGAUCACUGCUGAUGACUUGAAGCAGGGCUUACGAAACACUAUUGCUUCUCAAUCGUUAUUUGCUCUGGAAUCAAUCCCAGCCCUAAUUGAAAAAUUGUCUUCCACCAACAAUGUGAUCAGAUGUGACGUUCUAACCACGUUGGAAGCUGUAGUAGAUUCAUAUACCCGGGAAACAAUUGAGCAAUAUUGGCUUACUCUUUGGGAUGCCUUGAAGUUUGAGAUUUUGCAUAGUACUGAAAUUUCUUCAGUAAUCAAACUGACUGACUCAAGUAUAAUUCCAGAGGAUGUUGAAAUGAUAGAUGAUAAUGAUGGAAAUAAACCUUUGAUUCUAACUUUGAUGGUUAUUGAGAAGAUUCACACAAAGGUUAAUUCCGAAACAAUGUUGCAGACAAUUAUAGACGAAUUAAAACCAAAUAUUAUGGAAUUAAAAUCGAAAUCUAAACAAUCAAUCAUUAUCUUGAGUCAACUUGCAAGUUUAUCAAUUAAGAAUUUCAAUGCCGUGGUUUGUUUCUUGUUCCAAUACGAAAUAUGGGGAAAAUAUUUUAAUGUUGAACCCGUCCAUGAUAUUGAGGAGCCGGUUGAACUUGAUAUUAAUGAUGAUAUUGUAUUGAAUAUAGACAAGCAGUGUGAUUUGAUUGAUGAUUUAGGGUAUUUAUUAAUUGGCUAUCAAGUAUUGGGUACACAUGAGAAUAACAAGUUGGUCGAAUACAAGGAUCAUUUAUUGAUCUUUUUAGGACAGAUAUUGAUCAAUUCUACCAACAGCUCAUUGCAGUGCAAGUCUAUCCAACAAUUGACCAAAUUGAUUGAACUAGCCGAUUUCUUACAGAAAGAGGAGAUUAAAUUAGUAUUGGGAUAUUUUGAACAAAUCUUUAUCACUCGUAUUGAGCAAGAUACUGAUGAUGUUGUGUUACAUGAAUGUAUGAAUGGCUUGGUUACAAUCUUGCAUGAUGAUCUGAUUGUUCGCUCGUUCACAAUUGAAUUAAUAAUAAUCCCCAUCUUGGGCUAUUUACAACCGGAAACAUCCGUUGAAAAGUUCAAACAAGUCACGUCCAUUCUUGAACAAUUGUGCAUUAGCGGAGAAAUCCUCGAGUUUUUAUCCAUAAAAUUAUUGAAUAAAUUAUUGGUACUUAAGGGACAAGUUGAUAAGGUCCAGAAUAUACUUGACGUCUUGAUUAAAUUAAUUGAAACUAUUGAAGGUCACUCACAAUUCUUGACUAAUUCGUGGUAUAAAAAUUUCUUGCCCCAAUUUACCCAGCAUAUCUUACCAAUUAUAUUAUCCAACCAAACUGAUUAUAUAUUGAUUGAAUCUAUGGGUGAUUUAAUCGGUCUAAUAAUUCGCUUCGUAGAUGUUUCAAGACAUCAAGAGAUCUUGAAUGUCAUGCUGGUAGCUUUUUUGACAAAUGAUAAGAAUGAUUUGGGAAUUGAUGAGAAUUUGUUAAAGGCAGGUUGUGUUUAUGCUUCUGUGUUCAAUAAGAUUUUGGCUAAUUUGGAUAAGAAAUGUUUAUUUGAAAACGUUGACUUCAUUAUUGAAAAUAUUAUUGAGGUGGUGUAUAAACUCGAGAAUCCAUAUUUGCGUGUGCAAUAUUUACAAGCAUUAUCUUUGUUGGUUAACAAGUUUACUAAUGACAACUUCCAAGAGUUAUUGGAAGAGAAGUUGAAAGAAUUUACGUCUGGGAAUUUGAUUUCUUUUGAAAUUUUUAUAUGGAUGCUAAAAGGUUUGUUACUUAAAUUGAACCCGGUGGGUCUUCAAUUCUACAAUAAGCUUAUUGAAUUAUUCAUAAAAGAUCCAAAGAAAAUCAUUGCCAAAUCAUUGCAGGCUCUAUUCAUUGAUUUGAAAAUAUAUACCAAUUCGACAAUGAAACCAAUAUCAAAGGUUAAAAAUCUAAAUGUCAAAUUGUUAUACAAGCAGCAAUUAUUUGAGAUUAUAUUACCAUAUUUACAAAACGAUGAAUCAAACGAGAUUUAUCUUUAUGCAUUAUCAUUGAUUAUCGAGAACCUUUCCUCAAAGAUUUUGUUGGGACAUUUGGAUUCAAUCUUGCCAUUAACUAUCACCAGUUUAAAAUUAUCUAAACCCAGUCCAAUUAUUUUGAAAUCCUCAUUGCUGACGUUGAAUAUUAUCUUGAACAGUAACAAGACAUUAGUGGAGAGUAACGUACCUGAGUUGAUUCCUAUUCUAGUUAACUUAUCACAAUCAAAUACAGAAGACGUUAGAAUAUUAGCCUUGAAGAACUUAAUAUCCAUAUUCACUCAGAUCGACGACUCUGUCAAGUUUAAGUCAAAAGUUAUAAGUGAAUUAUCACCUUGCUUGGAUGAUAAGAAGAGACAAGUUAGAAAAUUGGCCAUUGACUUAAGGCAAAUAUUAUAUGAAUUGAAAUAG